AUCGGAACGCAUAUGUUUAUCCGUGUCAUAAACAAGAAGAAACGAUUUGAGGUUAUCUCUAUUCACAGAUCGUGAUGCAAAGUAAUGAUAAAAGUGAUCGAAACAUUUCGUAAAUGAAGUAAUUGUUUAAUUACCACACGUCUGAGUUAUACCGAAGGAAUUUGAGAAUGACCGAGAUAGACAACAACGAAGAGCAAUUGCCUCAGAAUCUCGGCGACGAUGUCGUUCAAGAGGUUCUCAAGACCGGCACCGACUUACGCCAGUAUUCCAGACAAAUCGAAAAGGAACUCAAGGAAGUCGAGAACAAGUCGAUCCAAGAUUAUAUCAAGGAGAGUGAGAACAUAGCUAGUCUACACAAUCAAAUUGCUGCUUGCGAUAAUAUAUUGGAGAAAAUGGAAUCGAUGUUGAUGAAUUUUCAAUCAGAUUUAGGAAGUAUCAGUUCCGAAAUACUUUGUUUACAACGUAAAUCUGUUGCUAUGAGCCAGCAGCUAUCUAAUAGGCAAGUAAUACGUGGCCCGCUCAGUCAAUUUAUCGAAGAUAUGACAGUGUCUGAAGCUCUGAUCGCUGGUAUUAUGGACUGUCCUGUGACUGAGAAGGAAUUUUCAAUUCAGCUACAAACCCUAAAUCAUAAAAUUAACUUUGUGAAAGAGCAAAGUUUCAAAGAUGCAAAAUCUUGUCUAGAUGUGACGGAUAUACUAGAAAAGCUAAAGAUUAAGGCAAUGGCAAAGAUUAGGAUAUACUUACUAGAGCAAAUUUAUAAAUUUAGGAAGCCUAUGUCAAAUUAUCAAGUGCCACAGAAUAACAUGCUAAAAUAUAAAUUUUUCUUUGAGUUUGUUUUGGCAAAUGAAAGAAAUGUGGCAGAGGAAAUUUGUGGAGAAUACAUUGAUACCAUGAGCAAAAUAUAUUAUUCAUAUUUCAAGAUGUACUCGUCGAAGCUGAUGAAAUUACAGUUUGAAGAGAGAGCAUCAAAAGAUGAUUUAAUGGGAGUCGAAGAUACAGCAAGUAGAGGUAUAUUUCAUAAAACAACAUUAAAGAACAAAGGUACUGUUUUUUCGAUAGAUACAAGGGGUGAAGUUUUGUCCUCUCAAUUGGAAGCAUCUAUAAUUGUACCACACACUGCCUCAAAAACACGGUAUCACUAUGAAGCGCUAUUCAGAAGCGAACAAUACGCUUUGGUUGAUAAUGCCUGCCGAGAAUAUCUAUUCUUGCUUGAGUUUUUCAAGGCUCGUAAUGCACAGGCAUUAGAUAUUUUUAAUCAAAUCAUGGGAAAAACAUUAAACCUUAUGAUAAAAAACUUGCAAUCAUUUGUCGAUGAUUGUUAUGAUACAAUUGCUCUAUUUCUUUGCUUGCAUUUGGUGAUGCGUUAUCAAUUGAUUUGUCACAAAAGAGCUGUACCAGCAUUGGAUAAAUAUUGGGACACUUUAACAGCUAUAAUUUGGCCUAGAUUUCAAAUGGUGUUCCAGUUAAAUAUACAGAGUAUAAAAGAUUGUGAUCCAUUAAAAUUGAACAAAGAAACUGGUCCACAUUAUAUUACCAGAAGAUAUGCGGAAUUUAGCGCAGCAAUCGUAAGUGUAGUUGAGGGAUUCCCUUGCGAAGGAGCAACUCAAUUACUAGCAGAACUGAGAGAAGCUGUACAAUGCUUCUUGUUUAGAAUGGCAGCCAUUUUCCAAAACCGGACGCAUCAAUUAAUAUUUCUUAUCAAUAAUUAUGAUCUGGUACUUGGAGUAUUAAUGGUAAGUAAAUUCAACUAUAUGCAUGGAAAAGAGCCUAUACGCUUCAUAUAUAUUGUAUAUCAAGAGAUAACAAAUGUUAUACUUAACUUAAAGGAGAGAACACGAGACAAUUCCAAGGAAGCGGAGAGCUUUCGCGAGCAAUUGAACGCCCGUUCCUCCGAGUUUGUCGAGGAAGUCUUGAGCCCGCAUUUUGGUGGUAUAAUCCAAUUGGUGAAGGAAUCGGAAGCUCUGAUAGAAAAGGGCCAAGUCGACGAUUUGAAACGGCAGGAGGGGAAAGCAUUGGCUUUGGUGCAAUCUUUCACAAAUAAUUGGAAACGAGCGUUAGAAGAGAUACAUCGGGAAGUAUUAAAAUCAUUUCCCAACUUGGUGCUCGGCGGUGCACUAGUGCAACGCGCGAUGACGCAGUUGGUGCAGUAUUAUCAUCGCCUUCAUAAGAUCCUGCCGCCGAAUGCGCGCACGCAACUUACAAACAUACACCACAUAAUGGUAGAAAUUAAAAAAUACAAGACGAAUUAUUAGGCAACUUCUUGAUGAAGUUGAUCCAAACCUAAAGGACGAUCAAAGCAUUAACCACUUAUUAUAUAAUAAAAGAAUUAUCUCCUAAUAUUGUAUAUAGCAUUUAACUAUUAUGUCUAUUUAAAAGUGAUAAUUAUUUAUUAAACAAAGAUGCAAAUUUUGUUUCAUUACCAAAUAUUCUUUCCUUGAUGAAAUUGGGAGAGAAGAGAGAGAGUAUAAAUAUAAUCCUUGUAUAAAUAUAAUCUCUCGCGCAGAGAAAUAAAUUCUGUACAUUUAUUUAUAAAAUAAUACAAGCUACAAAUAAGAUGCUAAGUACUCACGGUAUCGCGUUACCAUUCUAUACAAUAGUGAUUAAUUCUCCGUACUCUUAUGCACAUGGUACGAGUACAUCGGAUCACUGUAAUGUGUAUGUGUAUGUGUGUACAUCUAUAUCUUAUUGUAUAUAAAUUAGUAUGUAUACAUACACAAU
This is a messenger RNA of Formica exsecta, 2718 nucleotides long. RefSeq names its product vacuolar protein sorting-associated protein 52 homolog (gene Vps52). The coding region runs from base 168 to 2252 and encodes 694 amino acids. The transcript has 8 exons. Gene Ontology annotation, cellular component: GARP complex. Gene Ontology annotation, biological process: retrograde transport, endosome to Golgi; lysosomal transport; endocytic recycling. Lineage: Eukaryota; Metazoa; Arthropoda; Insecta; Hymenoptera; Formicidae. Gene Ontology annotation, molecular function: syntaxin binding. The record is from RefSeq and is a predicted model, not a curated record.